Penicillium atrosanguineum is the source of this 1485-nucleotide messenger RNA. RefSeq lists its product as uncharacterized. The transcript is spliced from 2 exons. Gene Ontology annotation, molecular function: protein binding. Lineage: Eukaryota; Fungi; Ascomycota; Eurotiomycetes; Eurotiales; Aspergillaceae. The coding region runs from base 1 to 1485 and encodes 494 amino acids. The record is from RefSeq and is a predicted model, not a curated record.
AUGAUGAGGCCGGCGAUAUCCCUACGGCAAUGGACAAGGCUCCGCCAGUCUUUAUCUCUCUCCAGCGCAGCACCAAACUUGCAUGCCAUCCUCCUCACGCCAUCCGCAAACCCUCUCGCUCUCCAAAAGCAAAAUCCCGGCUCUAAACGAACAUUCCACAACACUCGAGCCCAACAUGCGGCGCGCAAAGCGCCAAUGUCACCAGCAGCAAGGGCAAAACGAAGAGAUACGACCAUCCAAAGUUACGACAUGCCGGAGCUAAUGGGCCGAUCUGGGUCUAAGGUCAUGAAUAGAGAUGGAUUCUUCAUGGCCUGUUUAGGAGACGCAUUGGACCCGGAUGUCCAUGACGCAUGGUACAAGCGGCACUUUGACUCGAUUCCGUUCGAGUUUGAUAAAGCAAUUGAAGACGGAUUUAUCCCUAAGGCGAUCAGCUUCAAGACUUUCAAAACCGUGAAAACGAAACUUAUGGAUGCGGCAUUAUCAGCUCGGCCUAAUGCACAGGCUAUUCGGGCGAUCUCUGUCGCGUGUGCGAUGGCAAAGGCGCGCAUCCCCUUGAUUCUCGUCACGAAGAGAGCCAUGGAGUUCUCUAAAGUUCCUUCGCGCACUGAAUGGACUACCGAGAUUGAGAAGCUCGCCGUUCAGGGAUAUCCUCCCGCUUUGGUGCUGCAUGCAAAAAUGCUUGGUCUGCGCGGGGAACACAAGGACGCUAUCGACCUGCUCGAGCAGGAGGUGUUGCCGUUCAUUACUCCUACGCAGCAAUUACCCAAGUUCUUCGACGACAUUAUGCUUAUGGGACAGCUUGAGUCACCGUGGCGGUUAUACGCGCUGUUUUUGGCGCGAUACGACGCCAUUCACAAUGAUCCAGAGGCUCGCAGAAAAUCCGACGAGGCGAUUAAAACGGCAGCAAUAGAGUACCAUGAUCCCGAUGCCUUGUUGGAGUAUGCCUUCAUGAUGAUGAAUGAGAACAACCUGGACUCGUACGAGGAGGCCAUGUUGAAAUCUGCCACAUCUGGAAAUGGCAGUGCCUGCUUUUUCCUCGCCAACUUCUACUAUCUUACCUAUCAUGGGAAAUACCCCACCCGCGGCGAGAGGGCGAAGCAAUAUGCCAGUGGACAGGCGGAACCUUCCAAGGAAAUGGCAAAGACGAAGUCAUCUGGCCCCGCUUCCACUUCCAAGAAACAAUCAUCGCAAUUGUGGACAUGGGUCACUUCAUUUUUCGGACAAUCCAUGAAGCGCGAAGAGUACCGAGCUCUUGCCCAAGAUUGGUACCAAGUUGCCUACCACCACGGCAAUAAAAGAGCCGCGUUCAUGUUGGGCUUGCUGUGCCGCGAGGAUGGCGAUCUCGCGGAUGGAUUCAACUACCUCACGGAUGCGGAUAUGGAGAACGACAAGUACUUUGCGGACCGGUUGUUGGAGUUGAAGGCGAACUGGCUUGAAAAGGACUACUCGCCGAAGGUUCCCAAGAGGAUGCUGGCUGUGCAGUAG